Messenger RNA from Petromyzon marinus (sea lamprey), 928 nucleotides. The record is from RefSeq and is a predicted model, not a curated record. Lineage: Eukaryota; Metazoa; Chordata; Hyperoartia; Petromyzontiformes; Petromyzontidae.
ACCUGGUCAAGGCCUAUGAUACCAUCAGUAGGCCUGGCCUCUGGGUUGUUCUUCAUACUUUCGGAGUCCCUCAGCCUUUGCUCAAGAUCUUUAAGGACCUUCAUGAUGAUGGCCAAGGCUGAAGAGAAGGUGGGCUCCAGGAGCGACGUGCAAUGGAGUGCGCUGCCCACAUCGGACGGCGUUGCCAUCGCCAGUAGUAAAACCCCACGAGAAAUCUUGAAGCUCUUUGGGGAUUUCCUGACCCCCACCGAGAGAAGCGAGGUCCUCACCGUGAAUAACAUCUGGUAUUUCGGCGUCCAUAACAAAGGCUUUGGCACCCAGAACCAUGGCUACGAUGAUGUCUACAACCAUUAUGUCUCGGUCGAGCAUGAGCACCUCAAUUUCCGGUAUGAGGUGCUGAAGAAGGUGGUCGGACCUUACAGCCAGAUCUUCAAAUGCCGUGACCACAAGACCAACACCCGAGUGGCUGUGAAGAUGUGGAGACAGUCAUUCAGUGCUGAGGAAGACCACAGCCAGUGGAUGGAGUACCACAUCUUGCUCCAACUUCAGGGCUGGGCUAAUGAUGAUGUCAACGUUGUCAGAAUCCUCGACUUUUUCACCUUCAGGGGUCACAACUGCCUCGUCAUGCAGCUCAUACCGAAGUACGUACCCCGCUGUCUGAGCAGCUGAACAGAGACAUGCAAAGCUGGCUGCUCCACUCCAUUUUCACCUCCAGACUUGCUCAUUUUUCUACAGCCACGCCAACAACCGGCAGUGUGGCGGCAGUGGUAACACUCGUGCAUCAUACCAAGAGGUUGGUUUCGAUUGCUGACUCGGAUAUAAGUGUCUGUGUGGAGUUUGUUCUCCCCUUGUUCUGCAUAGAAUUCCUCUGCAUUCUCCGGAUUCCUCCAAUAGCAAAACACUCACACACAAUUUAACUGGCAUCCGA